GGGUGGAGACUGAGGUCCUCCUCCAAAAUAUAGUCAGACAACACAAAUCUGCUUAACCACCAGCAGCAACACCGUUGCAGGCCCUGGGAAGCUGAAAAUCACCUUGCUCAUAUAGUUUGAAGUCCCGCACCGCACUUUGGACCAGUCUGCAAAGCAAGAGAGAUGAGUCAGGAGGAGCAGGUGCCUGAGGACAUGCCUGCAUACCUCAAAGAUGAGCCAGGAGCUACAGAGGACAACGAAAAGGACCACCCUCAGACCCAGCCGGGCAUGUUCGGCAGGUUGGCAGGGGGCUUGUACGGCGCCACCAAGGGAGCUUUGGGAGCGACGGUGGGCGGUGUGACCUGGAUAGGAGGAAAGAGUCUGGACCUCACCAAGACUGCGGUCAGCUCUGUAGCCGCAGUUCCUGCGAUGGGAGUGGGUCUGGUUAAAGGAGGAGUGUGUGCUGUAGCUGGAGGAGUGACUGCUGUUGGCUCUGCAGUGGUCAGCAAAGUUCCCAUAGGAGGAGGCAAAAAGAAGGACAAGUCUGACUGAGGGAGAGAAGAGUGAACUCACAGCUGAGGUGUAUGGCUCGCACUUUGUUUGCCUGUUUUAGCAUUCAUGAGCAGGAAAAGAGCAACAGAGGACUCAAAGAUUUAGUGUACACAUUUUGGUGAGGGGGGAGGAGGGGGUCUGUGCUUUGUUUUUGUCUUUUAGCUUCUGUUUUUGUGAUUGAUGGUAAAACCACAUUCAUACGAUUAUGUGGCAAGGACCUACAAAGCAAGAACUAACUAAGACUCUCCUGCUCUGCUGUUAAAGGAAAACACCAAACUAUUGUCACCAGUGCCUGAAAUUGUUCAAAUAAAAUGUCCAUGUUGUAUUUUUGAUAAUAAGCCACAACACUGUCACUGCAAACUGUUGUAUUGGCGACAUCAGUUAAUUUACACAGCAGAGGAGAAAAGAUCAGUGUAAAUGCACUUAAAUUUCACUUGCAGGACAAUCGUUGAUCAGUGAUGAUCUUUAACUGACAAGUUUGUUAGUUAUGUACAUUAAAUCACCUUUCUGUACAGUUAAUCACCUUUUGUUCACGAUGAACAAAUGUGAUGUCUGAUCAAAGAUGUGAUUUUAAAAGGUACAGUCCAGUUUAAUAUCUAAGCCAUCUGAUGGCUGUGGACUGGAUAUUUCACUGGUGAAUUUUUGUGACAUUUUCAGUUUUCCUCUAAAUUCACAUUGCCCUCUGGUGGUGGUUUUCUCAGCUCAGUGGAAGGCAAGUUGUACUUUCAAAAUCACAUUAUUCCAAUAAAUGUUGUGUCACAAUAUAAAAGGUAGAAUAUUUUGAUUGCAAUAAACUUUAUUUCCAGUUAUAGUGUUACCAGAUUCACUAUGACCAUGCCAGUUGAGCCUAAGUUCAUUGAAUGACAUUUUAUACAUUACACUUAUUUUGACCAACUAUAUAUAGAUAUUGUGACAUGUUGGUUAUGUCGCUGUCAAAUCAAAGUAUAUUAACAUCUUGUAAAAAUAAAACUGACACAAAAGCUUCAUAAUGUAAUAAAUCUGUCUGACUGAACCAAAGCAUUAGACAGUUAAGUUCUAAACAUUUCCUUAACACUCCUAUGUCGCUUAGGGUCACUGUUUACUAUUGUAGGAAUCUGAUGGCUGGAUUUCUUGACAUUAAAUUUCAAGCGUCAAGUACAUUUUUUUAAGCUGCCAAUCCUGUAAGAGUACAUUCAAUAAAAAGUCCUUUUUGUAAAUCAACCUUUAAUUGUAAAAUGCCUUUGUAUGAUGCAUGAAGUUUUCAUAACAAUGAGAAUUUAUUGAAACAGCAAUUAUAUUCAGAAAUUGUUGAAAUAAAACAUGCUGAAGGUUGUGUUUA
This is a messenger RNA of Micropterus salmoides (largemouth bass), 1849 nucleotides long. It is a transcript of the gene tmem263, whose product is annotated as transmembrane protein 263. NCBI's taxonomy places the organism in Eukaryota, Metazoa, Chordata, Actinopteri, Centrarchiformes, Centrarchidae. The transcript is spliced from 3 exons. The record is from RefSeq and is a predicted model, not a curated record. The coding region runs from base 163 to 531 and encodes 122 amino acids.